Molecule: messenger RNA, 2150 nt
Organism: Chara braunii
Lineage: Eukaryota; Viridiplantae; Streptophyta; Charophyceae; Charales; Characeae
Source: the annotation of a GenBank genome assembly
CCGGAUCAAGAAGUUUGAUGACUAUACGCAUCAGGACCCAGUUGUCUGGUGGCAAGGCUUUACAACGGAGAUUGGGAUUCAUGAGGUCCCCAAUCAACGCCAAGGGCGGAUGCCUGAUCUGGCUCAGCCACAUGGCAACCAUCCACGGCGUCCAGGUCUCCGGCCUGCACAAGAAGAUCUCCUGGGACAACAUGACGAAGGAAUGGAAGAAGCGGUUCAUUGUGGACGACGCCCCAACGCUUGCCAUCAACCGCUUCUUCGCCAUGACUCAAGGAAACACACCGACACGCGAUUGGCUCACGGAAUGGCAAACGAUCGUGACAACACCCGAUCUCGAGUUGCCAUUUUCGCAUCUGCGUCAGGAGUUCUACAACCGGUCGUGUGCCGCCUUGAGCCUCGCACUCGGUGAUCGAGAACAGUAUACAACCUUCACGGAAAACAUCGACAAGGCGCAUGAGAUCAUCAAGACCAACCGAGCGGCUGCACACAAGAAGGGGCCUCCACCUCACCCUUCGAUCAGCUGUCACGUGGUGUCCGCCGCAAGCAUUCGAGCUUCCAUCACCAGGGACGACAUCGAGGAGAUGGGGGUGUGUUUUCUCCAUGCCCUCCCUCCCCAUUACAUCCCAUCGACGAACGCAUCGACGGACCCACGUAUCACCGAGUUUCUCGACGCCUACGACGACAUGUUCGAAGCCCCGCACGGAGUAAUACCGGAUCGGCCCAUCCGGCACGAGAUCAUCCUCGAGGCCGGGGCGGUACCUCCGCGUGGUUGCAUCUACCGUAUGAGCGAGGAAGAGUUAAGUGUGCUACGGGCACAACUCGACGACCUUCUUGAGAAAGGUUGGAUUGGGCCUAGCUCUUCGCCAUAUGAUGCUCUCGUUCUCUUCGUUCGAAAGACGAACAAGAAUUUGCAGUUGUGCAUCGAUUAUCUCAAGCUCAACGAGCAAACCAUCAAGAACGCCGGCCCUCUCCCGCGCAUCGACAACCUUCUCGAACGGCUAGGCGGCGCUAAAUUUUUCUCCAAUCUUGACCUCAAAUCGGGAUAUCACCAACUCGAGAUCCGGCAGGAGGACCGCUACAAGACCGCGUUCAAGAUGCGAUAUGGGCAUUUUGAAUCGAUGGUUAUGCCUUUUGGCCUUCCGAAUGCCCCGACCACAUUCCAAGCGGCUAUGACGACGGAGUUCCGACACACGCUGGACAAAUUUGUACUCAUCUACCUCAACGAUAUCUUGGUGUACAGCCGGAGUUUCGACGAGCAUGUGGAGCACCUGCGCACCGUUUCGGAACGGCUACGACAAGCCAAGUACAAAGCCAACCGCGACAAAUGCGAAUUGGCGUGGCAAGAGCUCGAGUACUUGGGCCAUUUUGUGACACCGCAAGGCAUCCGUCCGUUCACACACAAGAUCGAGGCCAUCCGAGUAUGGCCCAGGCCCACCAACACCAUGGAAGUUCGCUCAUUCAUGGGAUUGGCAGGCUACUACCAAUGCUUCAUCACCGGGUACUCAAGGAUCGCCGCACCAUUGACGAGACUACAAUCGCCAAAGGUGCUAUUCAUACUCAAUGAUGAAGCGCGCCGGUCAUUCCAUGCACUCAAGACGGCCAUGCUCAUGGCACCCGUCCUCAGCAUCUACGACCCCACCUUGCCAACGCGAGUGAGGACUGACGCUUCCGGCUAUGGCAUUGGGGCAGUCUUGGAACAACACGACGGCGACGAUUGGCACCUUGUGGAGUAUUUCAACCACAAGGUGCCUCCCAUCAAUUCACUUGAUGAUGCAAGGAAGGAGCUGCUUGCAUUCGUGAUGGCUCUCAAGCGAUGGCGGCACUUCCUCCUUGGGUGUCAUASGUUCACAUGGGUCACUGAUAACAACCCGUUGACCUACUACAAGACGCAGGACGCGGUGGGCAGCAUAUCGGACAAUGCAUGCACUUCAUCGACCAAUAGUGCUGCUCGCGGACCACAAACGAGCUUCAUAGAGGCUGGAGUCCCCGACGUCACAUAGACUGUUUGAAUCCCGAUCAGAUCCAAAGACUACCACCUGGUACACGUGAGUUUGCUAUCCAGUAUGAGAGGGAUCUGCAGCGCGUUGCUGAGAACAUUCGAAGACCCAGCACCAGAUGGCGGAACAAGCGAACAAACACAGCUGCCCAUC